AUGGUUUCCCUUUUGUUACCAAUGUUGUUCUUUGCUGCUCUUAUACUUGUUCCACAAGGGCUUGCUGAUUUUAACUUUGUACCUAAAUAUAAGUCAAGAAUAUCGGUUAGAAAAUCUUCAAUUUUAAAUCCUGAAAUCUCGAAGACACUAAAUCUCGAAGACAUAAAUGGACCAAAUUACAAUCUCAAUAAUUGGAAAAACAUUUGGAUACCCAAAAUCAAGCAGAAGCCGGCCACCAAGAUCCCCCAGCUCCCCCACCAGCCUAUUCCAAAACGUACUAAACAAGGGCCUAUUAUUCCAAAACCUACUAGCCCCCCAGAACCUACUAGCCCCCAGAUGUGA
This is a messenger RNA of Cicer arietinum (chickpea), 342 nucleotides long. The record is from RefSeq and is a predicted model, not a curated record. NCBI's taxonomy places the organism in Eukaryota, Viridiplantae, Streptophyta, Magnoliopsida, Fabales, Fabaceae.